GCGCCGGGCCUGCAUUGGCUGCGGCGCGGGGCAGAGGGAGGAGUCUGCAACAAUGAAUGUGCUGAGGACACAUGUUUACAAUGAGACGAGGAAGAAUGGAGCUGCAGACUGAAGUCUGUGGGGCUCAGAGGAAAGUCAGCACACACCGGAGAUAAGUGGUUUCUCAUACCUGCAGGAGGAUUUUCCGUCAUCCUCGAUGUUGUGGGAAUAAGUGAAGCUUCGUUCUUGGGCUUUUUGUAAACCUGCCAAAACUCAGACGUGAGAAGUGUUCACUUAAUAAUGAAGACUAGGAAGUGAAGAGGAGUGAGAUAGAGAGGGCAGCAGAGUGGCGCAGUGUCAUUCUGUAACAGACACAAACAUGCAAAGCAGACAAUAAUUCAUCCCUGCAGCUGAUAAACUGCACCCUCCUCUUCCUCUGCUCUGUAUGGACCACUAAGGGAUGACCAGCGCCCAGCUGCUGGAAACUUCCCCCAAAGAGUCAGCAUUCUCCCACAGGAUGGCUUCUCCUGCCGUCCCCCGCAGUGUUUUGGGGCCCCCUCCGGCCGUCUGGCCCCCUCUGGACUUUGCGCUGGGUGCUCUGGCCUGCUGUGCGGCCUGCGUGUUCACCAAUCCGCUGGAGGUUGUGAAGACGCGUCUGCAGCUUCAGGGGGAGCUCUGCGCUCGGGGGUCCUACCAGAUCCACUACAGGGGGGUCCUGCAGGCCCUCUGGGUGGUGGGCCGCACAGAUGGGCUCCGGGGCCUCCAGAAAGGGCUCUCGGCGGGGCUCAUCUACCAGGCCGUGAUGAACGGAGUGAGGCUGGGCUCUUACUCCUGCUGUGACUCUCUGGGCAUCACUGCGUUUCAUGGAGGCAGCCUGCUGUCAGGGGCCGGGGCCGGGGCCCUGGGGGCCCUCAUCGCCUCUCCUGCCUAUCUGGUGAAGACUCACCUGCAAGCUCAGACUGUGGAUGCAAUCGCUGUUGGCCACCAACACAACCAUCUGGGUGUGUCUGAUGCCUUUGUUACCAUCUAUAGAAGAGACGGUCUGACUGGGCUGUGGAGGGGGGUAAACGGGGCAGUUCCUCGGGUCAUGGUGGGGUCAGCAGCUCAGCUGGCGACCUUCACCUCCGCCAAGGGCUGGGUGUCACAUUCUCAGUGCUUUCGUGCCAACGCUUGGCUAACAGCGCUGAUCGCUGCCUCCAUCAGCGGCGUUGCCGUGGCGAUCACCAUGACUCCGUUCGACGUGAUCAGCACGCGCCUCUACAACCAGCCAGUUGACGAGUUUCGCAAAGGCCGCCUGUACCACGGGUUCACCGACUGUUUGCUCAAGGUGUGCCGAGCCGAGGGCCUGCUGGGGCUGUAUAAAGGCAUGGGCCCCGUGUUCCUGCGGCUGGCCCCGCACACGGUGCUCAGCAUGCUGUUCUGGGACCUGAUGAGGCAACAAGCUGUCAAAGACAAAUAGAGAAAAACUCUGAGCUGAAGGACAGGAGCCUCUGGGACAUGAGAGGGACUGCGUCACCAAGGGACUCUGAAGUUCAUCCAAAACUUGACAUUUCUGCCGCUUUCUGAUUGUUUUCAACCAGCGGCUGCAAGGAGAGAAGCUCAGAAUAUUUGCACAAAUACUGAUGAUCAAACAGAGCCGGUAGCAGAAUGUCCAUUGUUAUUUGUUCCUCUAUGUUCUCAGACUAGCAUCUUUUAGCUUUAGCUGCACGUCUGAUGUGGAAGACGAUCAAACUCUGUACAACACUCAAUCGAGAGUUUAAUGAAGAAUAUAAACCCAUUGAUCAGGUUUUACAAAGAAUGGCUUCUUGCUCACAGAGAAGGUUGAGUGGAAGGAAAAGGUCUGGCUAAAACACAAACUGUUUUUCAUCACAUGCACUCCUGGGUUUGUCAGAUUUUUAUGUGUUUUUCUCUUGGCUUAUUGUUUAUUGUUUGUUUGUUCAUGCAAGAAGAAAGAUCCUGCAAAGCAGAGAAUCUAAUUUCCUUCAAGGUUUUUUCUUUUUAUUAAAGCUUUUUAACACUGGGAACUCCAGACCCUUUAACUUUUGUAAGUAAUCAUAAUAAACAUAUUGUUUUGUAAAUAUUACCAAAAAUGAUACUGCGUUUUGUCUUUGGAAUACACCUGCGAGCAAAAGCAGUUUCAGUAUUGUUCCUUUCAGAUGUGGUUACCCAGAACCUUCAGUCUCUUUCUGGCUCUUUACUGUUCAGGUUUUGAUCGUCAACUAGAAUAGAAAUAGCUUUUAAUGUUCAGGUGCACCAACAGUGAAGUGACAGGCC
Gambusia affinis (western mosquitofish) is the source of this 2253-nucleotide messenger RNA. It is a transcript of the gene slc25a34, whose product is annotated as solute carrier family 25 member 34. The coding region runs from base 440 to 1438 and encodes 332 amino acids. Lineage: Eukaryota; Metazoa; Chordata; Actinopteri; Cyprinodontiformes; Poeciliidae. The transcript has 6 exons. The record is from RefSeq and is a predicted model, not a curated record.